GGAUGGGCCUCACAAACAGAGCUGCACUCAUCCAACUGAUCCGGGACUAAAUAGUAUGCUGGAUAAGAGUGAGGCGUCGACGCUGCCUUUGCCCCCCUCAGUGGCCCAUGGCGGCUCAGACGGGAACAUCAGUGUGGAGGGGGCGGGGUCUGUGCUGGGGGCGGGAUCAGUGCAGGGGGAGGGUCCCGGGGAGGGGCAGCGAACACGUGCUGCUCUGGAUCACUUGCAGCAGAAGAUCCUGAAGAUCACGGAGCAAAUCCGUGUGGAACAGGAGGCACGCGACAACAACGUGGCCGAGUACCUGAAACUUGCUCACAACGCUGACAAACAGCAAGCGUCACGCAUCAAACACGUCUUCGAGAAGAAGAACCAGAAAUCUGCACAAACCAUCGCACACUUGCACAAAAAACUUGAACACUACCACAAGAAGCUCAAAGAAAUUGAGCAGAACGGUUUGGCGCGUCAGCCCAAGGACGUUUUGCGGGACAUGCAGCAGGGCCUGAAGGACGUUGGAGCCAAUGUGCGGGCCGGCAUCAGUGGCUUCGGAGGAGGCGUGGUUGAGGGUGUGAGGGGCGGAGUCUCUGCACUCAUACGCAACAAGUUUGGCAGUGCAGACAACAUCACCCACUUGAAGGACACUUUAGGACCUGGCCAUACUGAGGACACGCCCCCUCGUGCACUCAGUGGCAGUGCCACUCUUGUUUCCAGCCCCAAGUAUGGCAGUGAUGAUGAGUGCUCCACCGGCACCUCCGGGUCCGGGGCUGGGAGCAACUCAGGAGGGGGCGGAGCCGUCUGCAUGGGCAGCCCACGAAUGGAUGGACAACAUCACCAUCAUCACUGCCAUCAUCACACAUCUGUGUCAUGGGACUCUCUGUUGGAGGGACUACAGGAGAUCAAAGCUAGUCAGGUGCAGAUGGAGGACGCAAUGGAGGACAUGAAGACACAACUACAGAGCGAUUACUCCUACAUGACCCAGUGCCUGCAGGAGGAGAGAUACAGAUAUGAACGUUUGGAAGAGCAGCUAAAUGACCUGAGUGAACUCCAUCAAAAUGAACUGACCAACCUGAAACAGGAGCUGGCCAGUAUGGAAGAGAAGGUGGCCUACCAGUCAUAUGAGAGAGCUCGAGACAUACAGGAGGCAGUGGAGUCCUGUCUGACGCGUGUCAGUAAGCUGGAGUUGCAGCAGCAGCAGCAGCAGGUGGUACAGUUGGAGGGCGUGGAGAAUGCUAAUGCUCGCGCUCUGCUAGGGAAGCUCAUUAGCGUGCUGCUAGCUCUCAUGGCCGUGCUGCUCGUCUUUGUCUCCACUGUGGCUAACUUCAUCACCCCGCUCAUGAAAACCCGCGCACGCAUCGCCUCCUCUGUUGCCUUCACCCUUUUCCUCAUCACGCUCUGGAAGCACUGGGACUGGCUCGAACUCUGCUUCCUGUCUGGCUGAGUCACAUGACCUCAGAGUUCUGCCUCCUGUUACUGUAUCUGUGAAGAACUGAUGAAGCUCUUCACAUAGACACUGCUACUACCACAGAGACAGUAAGUGGGACACGUCCCAUUUACACCAGAUCUGUCUGUAUUUGGUCCACAUUUGGAGUUCAGCACACUGUCGUGCCCUAAAACACUGAUUUAACUCAUCAGAUUUAAAUACUGUAUUUUUCAGACUAUAAGACAUGUUUUC
This is a messenger RNA of Neoarius graeffei (lesser salmon catfish), 1669 nucleotides long. RefSeq names its product transmembrane and coiled-coil domain family 2 (gene tmcc2). The record is from RefSeq and is a predicted model, not a curated record. NCBI's taxonomy places the organism in Eukaryota, Metazoa, Chordata, Actinopteri, Siluriformes, Ariidae. Bases 56 to 1435 code for a protein of 459 amino acids. The transcript is spliced from 5 exons. Gene Ontology annotation, biological process: amyloid precursor protein metabolic process. Gene Ontology annotation, cellular component: endomembrane system.